Molecule: messenger RNA, 3427 nt
Organism: Poecilia reticulata (guppy)
Lineage: Eukaryota; Metazoa; Chordata; Actinopteri; Cyprinodontiformes; Poeciliidae
Source: RefSeq, a predicted model, not a curated record
AUUACUCCCAGGAGAAGAAGCAGCAGCGGCAACAGCAGCAGCAGCAGCGCAGUAUUGAGAAACUUCAGCGACUUUAUGGCAAACAAGUAGAAGGGUACACUGCCCUCUGAUAGUUUUUUUUUUUUUUUUUUUUUUUUUUUUUUAAUACUUUGUGUAUGGAAAGUGCUCCUGGAUGGACCUGGGUGAAAACAGCUGGUCCAUGGUCAAGCGAGAAGUUUCCAGCAGUCCAGGCUCGCCGGCCGAGCAGAGCUACCUGCCCGGUGACAGCAGCAGGAGGGACGGGCCCACGCCUCCGAGCGAGCUCGACGCGCUGGGCCACCGCCGCCCGGACGGCAGGUCGCUGCAUCCCUACCUUCACUUCGGACAUCACGGCAACGCUGCGACMGCCGGCGAGGACAUCCCGCUGUUUACGGACUUGGAUCAGGGGAGCAAGCUCGUUCUCUCCGCCGGAGCGCACAAGGCAAGCCUGCUGGUGGACCCCGCCGACAUGUACCAAACUUUGGCAAUCGCCGCAGCCCAAAGCCAGACUGGAUAUGAUUCCUCCUCCGCUGGUUACAUGCACUCCAGCCCCAACUCCCCGGUCUACGUGCCCAGCUCCCGGAUGAACCCGAUGAUUUCCAGUCUCUCCUACCUGCAGGCCGGUGGUUCCGCGCAAGCCGGCCACGCAGUCUCCGGCCACUCGGUGUGGUCGCAGUCCACCCCGGAGAGCCCGUCGUCGUACAGCGCAGGGAGCCCGCACACCUCCAGCCGGUACCAUUAUCCUCCGAGUCCGCCCAUGAACAACGGGACACCCAGGGACAGCAGCUACACAAACACGCUGAAUGUGGGCAGCAGGGACCAAUACGGCCUCUCCCGACCCCUAAGUGGGACCUACGCUAACCCAUACGCCCCCUAUGUGGCACCUCAGCUGCCCUCACCUUGGACCGGGGGACCUUUUGAUAACACCAUGCUGCACACUUUGCAAAGCAGGGGUGCGCCUUUGAUUAGAGGUCCAAACGGAGGUAAGAGAAAAAUGCAAACGAUGAUGAUGACAUUUAAGAAAAAAAACAAAAAACAAAAAACAAAAAAAAAAAAAAAAAAAAAACAUGAUUCACCUUCCUGCGGCCUCUACAGCAAAAUGAAUGGCCUGAGCCGGCCAUUAAUUAAACCGCAGAAAAGGACGUCAACCUCCAGAAGAAUCGGCCUCUCCUGCGCAAAUUGUCAGACCAGCACAACAACCUUGUGGCGCAGGAACGCAGAAGGAGAACCGGUGUGCAACGCGUGCGGACUCUACACUAAGCUUCACGGAGUACCUCGACCGCUCGCCAUGAAGAAAGAGGGAAUCCAGACACGAAAAAGAAAACCCAAAACUUUGAGUAAAACCAAAGGAUCCUCGGGCACCAACAACUCUGUCUCCAUGACUCCCACAUCAACCUCCUCAUCCAAUUCUGAAGACUGCUCCAAAACCAGCUCUCCCUCUGCACAAGUGUCAGGGGUCAGCUCGUCCGUGCUGCCGGCCUCUGGGGAGGGAGCCGGCUCGGGCGCUGCGGUGAAAUACCCUGGACAGGACAGCCUGUACACCAGCGUGGGCCUGACCCAGUCGUCAGAUGUAGCUUCAGUGAGGGGGGAACCCUGGUGCCCCUUAGCUUUAGCCUAAACACUCAAACGUUUUGUGUGUGUGGACAGAAAUCCCUGACCUCCCCCGCUCUUUCUGGACGCUGCGGCGUGGAUAUACCUGGAGGACGGUGUUUGCUCCCUACCACCACCCUUCGGCCCCAGCAAGAAGAGUCCGACACGAGGGGAAAACGAUGGCGAGACGAGCGUCAGUCACGGCUUAAGCCUUGAUCUGUGUGUGGAAUAUCCGGGAUUGGUGCUGGCGUCUUGCAGUCAGUGGAAAUGUCAGGCCGGACAAUAAGUCAGGCGGCCUGCGCAGGAUGGUUUUAAGCCUGUUGUUCACUCUGAUCUCUCCUGUCAGUGGUUCUUCAAAGAAAGCCAUCGUGUACAUAACGGAUUUCCUCUCUACAGAAAACACUGCUGAUUGGACACGAGUGCUUGAUGAGGCACUGAGGACAUUUAGAUUGUUCUUCUUUUUUCUCCCCACAACUGGAAUCAUGCCAUAAGUGCUGAGAUGACUUUGAUGAAUCAAAAUUAAAAAAAUACAAUAUAUAUAUAUAUAUAUAUAUAUAUUUAUAAAUCUCCGAUUGUUGAGAACGUGGCUAUGAUUGUUAAUAAAGAUAUCAAUAUAGAGCAGAUGUUAAACCAUUCUGACGUCUUUUUUUUAUUUUUUUUUUAAGUGUUUGUUAGGUCUGCACAUGUUUUCCAUUGAAAGCUCUUACUGCUUAUGUUGAAAGUAGUUUGGUUAAAACAGGGUAUAAAUGUCAGUGUUUUUUUUCUUUAAUCAUUUACUUCAAAACAUACAAAUUAUCGAUUCCUUCUUGUUUUAUGUAUUAAAAUGUUGUCAGCUACAGAGAGGAGUAAGGUACUGUUCUUAAAAGAUGUUUGCAUGCAAUUGGAUGUUGUGUUUGAACAAAGCUCAGCCGGCAUAACUGAAUGGCUGCACUACCUGACUCAGCAUAAAAUUUACACGUUUUACAAUUCUCUACUGUUUCCUCAUUUUCAGCACAAAAUUAGAAAAAACUAAAUGUAGAGAGCGCAGUCACUGAAAUUCUUCAUGAUUAAUUAUUAUAGCGAAUUUAAAAUGAGCCAAUAGRAGAUCCUGUGAUUUMUUUUUGAGAAACAAAAUGGCUGUGAUCCAGAGUCAGCCCAAGGCAUAAGCRAGAUAAACCCCUGCAGAGGGCUCCACAACCAACAGGAGGCUGCUGGGAGCUCAAAAGCCAUGCAUUAGUGAUAUUUGUGCAAAUGUGUAAUGUUUCAAGUGUUUCAUGCAACUGAAUGUAGCCAGAUUUUUUUUCUCUGAGUAAAAUGUAUUGUUUGCCCUCCACCUUCAUACAAAAAAAAAAAAAAAAAACAAUCACCUGGACUGCCGACAUUACAUAGCAAAGGUUAUGUCUAAUAUCUAAUUGCUAUGACGUGGUAGCUGAAAUAUCAACUUCUGUUCAGAGCCGCUCCCCUGUGUCUCCAAACGGCCUUGGACCGGCUCUGCUGCUAUCACAUUUCUGCUACCCGAAAAGAAUUGACAGCCUGAGAAGGUUUUUUGGAUCUUCUUCAUUGUUUGUGACUAUUCUUGUUAAAGAAAGAAAACUAAUUCAAUUAAUUCUAAAGAGACUGAAUGCUGGAGGCCGUCUCCUGAGUUUAAUGUAAGCUUCGUCCCUUUCCAGAACUUGUUCCAUUCUUGCAGAGAUCUUAUCAUUCCCUCCCCUGAACGUAUUUAUUUCUUUGAGUACCAGGCUCGCUUUUACGUUUUAUGUUUCAUUUUUUUCCUGGAACAUCAUGAGAAAUUAUUAUAUUUAAAUCCAGUCCAAUAAAUUGUUCUGAUGAAGCAAGUAAA